Molecule: messenger RNA, 1178 nt
Organism: Athalia rosae (coleseed sawfly)
Lineage: Eukaryota; Metazoa; Arthropoda; Insecta; Hymenoptera; Athaliidae
Product: gem-associated protein 6-like
Exons: 4
Coding region: 264-677 (137 amino acids)
Biological process (GO): spliceosomal snRNP assembly; spliceosomal complex assembly
Cellular component (GO): nucleus; SMN complex
Source: RefSeq, a predicted model, not a curated record
CCUCGACCAUGCGGAAAAUCGGCAGUUUAUGCGGAAAUUUUCAUUCAUGUCUUGUUUAACAAACUUGGCAUCCACGAGUCAGCCAAUGAAAAAAAAUCAACGUCACCCGAUAUCCACCGCUUUUAAUAAUUUUCAUCAUCAGCAUUUGUUAAGAUGACAGCUGUCAGAUAGCAGACAAUUUUACACGUGAUAAAAGAACACGACCAUCCUUUUAGUGCCCCGUAUGCGAAGGUUGAGGCAGGUUGAGGACUUAUGUAAAUAGAAUGAUGUCUAUCAAAACGAACGACGGUUGCGAGCAUAAGGGGUAUGUGUACACCGUGGAUCCGGUGUCAGAAAGCAUCGUCCUGAUUAAUCCGAAUGACAAGGAAUUGAAAGUGAAAAUAGUGAUGGGACAUGCAAUUACAGGCUUGGAGUUCAAUCAGGGGGCCGAAGCUAUUCUACCAGAUUUAUUCUUAUCACAGGGUGCAGAGCUAUCGGAAUCAGUAAUUUUACUAAGGAAAAAUGCAAUUAGAGAAUUGCUCUUAGAAAACCGUUUCCCUGUCACAGAAUUUGAUAAUGUUUUAAAUAUUCAAGGAAUGGUUUCCAUAGAGCCACCCUAUGGUUUAGAACAUUGUAUCAGCUCAAAUGAAAUAGUCUUACUUCGAGUACAGGAGCUAAUUUCUAGCAUAGUCAUAUAAUUAUUGCGCAAAUUGAAAAUCUAUGUGCAAAGAUUUUAAUACCUGGAAACUUAAUUAAAAAAAUUGAUGAAGUUUGAUGAAAAUUCGGAAAAUUUUGGUAUAACAACAUCAGCAUUUAUUCCAAUAAUUACAAUUAAAUGAUUAAAAGUUUUUCACUGAAAUUACAAUAUUUCAAGGCAUUCUUAUAUAAAUAUUUCCCUCAUCGUUAUUAUACACAAUGAUAUUCUCUAUUACUAUAUAAUACAAUAUUUUGCAACAUAUUUUAUAAGAAAUUUUAUUUCGCUUCUUAUGUUAUUUCACUUUUUCAAUUUUUUUGUUAAAAAUUUAAUACCCCAAUCUUUCAUGUAUCUUACGAUUUGAAUAUUUCAUAAAUGCAUCACAGGGCAUGGAUUGGUGUCAAAUUCCACUGUGAGUGGAUAGAAUUUUUAGAAUACUAUUCUACCGGAUAAGUAAUGGAUACUUGAGCUACCAAUCGCUGAAAUAAAUAUAACUUUCCACCAA